UUUCAAGGAGAAUUUAGAGUGUCAAUCAAACCACUUUCACCCAAAGAAGUAAUUCAGAUCUAUGUCCCAAAGCUUUUGGAUAGGAAUGAUGGUUCCUUUCUCAUGAGAUAUCGAUUAUAUACAAGCGUCAAGGAAGGGCUAAAGGUGGAGAUUCUUUAUGGAGAUGCACAUGUAGCUCAGUCUCCCUAUAUCUUGAAAGGUCCUGUUUACCAUGAAUAUUGUGAAUGUCCAGAAGAAGAUGCUCAAAUUUGGGAGAAAGGUCUCUCAUGUCCAUCUGAGGAAGCUCAAAUUACUGAGGAUUUUGCUGCAUUUCCUAGCAUUGACUUUCAGCGGAUGUUUAAUGACGUCCCUCCAAGGUUUGGGCAAAAGAUGGGAGCCAUUGUUCAUUAUACCAUAAUCAAUAAUCGCAUUUAUUGGCAAACCUUGGGGAAGUAUACAGACUUCAAAAUGUUUUCAGAUGAAAUGCUGCUAUCAUUAGCCAGGAAGGUCCAUCUCCCUGAUGUGGAAUUUUAUCUUCAUGUUGCUGACUGGCCCAUUGAACAUCGGAAAGCAAAUGGCACCCCAGGCCCUGUACCUAUCCUUUCAUGGUGUGGGUCUGUGGAUUCAGCUGACAUAGUGCUUCCCACCUAUGAUGUCACCCACUCAACCCUUGAAACUCUGCGUGGUGUCACAAAUGACCUCCUGUCUAUUCAAGGAAACACAGGACCUGUCUGGGAUAACAAAACCGAGCAAGGAUUUUUCAGAGGUCGAGACAGCUGGGAAGAACGGCUUCAGCUUGUGAAGCUCUCCAAAGAAAACCCAGAACUUCUUGAUGCUGGAAUAACUGGUUAUUUCUUUUUCAAAGAAAAGGAGAAAGAGCUGGGGAAAGCUCCACUGAUGGGCUUCUUUGACUUCUUUAAG
Sceloporus undulatus (fence lizard) is the source of this 900-nucleotide messenger RNA. RefSeq names its product protein O-glucosyltransferase 3-like. The annotation marks the transcript as partial. Gene Ontology annotation, molecular function: glucosyltransferase activity. The record is from RefSeq and is a predicted model, not a curated record. Gene Ontology annotation, cellular component: endomembrane system. The transcript has 4 exons. NCBI's taxonomy places the organism in Eukaryota, Metazoa, Chordata, Lepidosauria, Squamata, Phrynosomatidae.